Molecule: messenger RNA, 2767 nt
Organism: Lotus japonicus
Lineage: Eukaryota; Viridiplantae; Streptophyta; Magnoliopsida; Fabales; Fabaceae
Product: probable galactinol--sucrose galactosyltransferase 6
Exons: 3
Coding region: 6-2585 (859 amino acids)
Source: RefSeq, a predicted model, not a curated record
AGAACAUGAAUAUUGUAUCUCUAUCUCUAGUUUUGACGAGAUCGCAAACAAGCAACAAACUGUUAACAAUGGUGUCCAAUUCAUUCUAUUAUCCUCCUUCUUCUUCCUCCUCAUCUCUAACUAUAAAUAUCAAACCUCCAUUCCUUUCACCUCACAACAACCCUCACACUUUCUUUCCACGCAUUCAUACACUCAAUCUCAACAACAAACCCUCUUUCUCAACUUCUGGUUUCCGAAUUUCCAGACACUCUUCCAAUCUAGCAUUUCCAGUUCUAUCCUUCAAGAGAGGGAAGCAAGAACAACAGGAAUCAGAAAUGACGAUCACACCGGCGAUUCGUGUUUCGGAAGGAAAACUACUCGUCAAGGAUCGGGUGAUUCUGACGGGAAUGGCGGAGAACGUGGUGGAGACUUCAGCGGCGGCGCGUGGCCCGGUGGAGGGUGUGUUUCUCGGAGCAGAAUUUGAAAAACAAGACAGCAGGCACGUGGUUUCAUUAGGGAGGUUAACUGACGUUCGGUUCAUGGCGUGUUUCCGGUUCAAGCUAUGGUGGAUGGCGCAGAAGAUGGGAGAAAGCGGAAGCGAGAUUCCGUUAGAGACGCAGUUUCUGUUGCUGGAAACCAAACAUGGCUCCCACUUCGAAUCCGAUCAGAGUCAGAACCAGAUCGUGUACACCGUGUUCCUCCCUCUCGUUGAAGGCUCAUUCAGAGCUUGUCUUCAGGGGAAUGUGGAAAACGACGCCGUCGAGCUUUGUCUUGAGAGCGGCGACGGUGAUACUAGAGCGGAGGCUUUCUCCCAUGCUCUGUUUAUCAGCGCCGGGACCGAUCCGUUUAAAACAAUCCAUGACGCCUUCACCGCCGUCAGGAACCACCUCAACACGUUCCGCCUCCGCCACGAGAAGAAGCUUCCAGGAAUCAAUGACUACUUCGGGUGGUGCACGUGGGACGCGUUCUACCAGGAAGUUACACAGGAGGGGGUGGAGUCUGGUUUACAGUCGCUCGCUGCUGGCGGAGCGCCGCCGAAGUUUGUUAUUAUCGACGACGGCUGGCAAUCCGUCGCCGGCGACGAGAAGAUCUCAGAUUCAGAUUCCAACUCGUUGCAGAGGCUAACAGGGAUAAAAGAGAAUUCCAAAUUCCAGAACAAAGAAAAUCCAGAAUCUGGAAUCAAGAGCAUAGUGAACAUUGCGAAGGAGAAGCACGGUUUGAAAUAUGUCUACGUGUGGCACGCGAUUACAGGCUACUGGGGUGGUGUCCGGCCGGGGGUGAAGGAUAUGGAGGAGUACGGUUCUGUCAUGAAGUUCCCGGCGGUGUCGAAGGGAGUUUCGGAGAAUGAGCCAACAUGGAAAACAGAUCCAUUGGCGGUUCAGGGCUUGGGCUUGGUGAACCCGAAGAAGGUUUUUACCUUCUACGAUGAGCUCCACCGAUAUCUGGCCCAGGCCGGCAUCGACGGAGUUAAGGUUGAUGUCCAGUGUAUACUGGAGACUCUAGGCGCCGGCUUGGGCGGGAGGGUGGAGCUCACGAAACAGUACCAUCAUGCACUUGAUGCAUCCAUUGCCAGAAACUUUCCUGACAAUGGUGGCAUUUCUUGCAUGAGCCACAAUACCGAUGCGCUCUACUGUUCCAAACAAACCGCGGUUGUUCGGGCUUCUGAUGAUUUCUACCCGCGUGAUCCGAUUUCACACACCAUCCACAUUGCUUCUGUGGCGUAUAAUAGCAUCUUCCUUGGGGAGAUAAUGCAGCCUGAUUGGGAUAUGUUUCACUCGCUUCAUCCCGCGGCGGAGUAUCAUGCCUCCGCCCGGGCUAUAAGCGGCGGGCCUAUCUAUGUCAGUGAUAAGCCUGGGUGCCAUGACUUUGAGCUUUUGAGGAAAUUGGUUUUGCCGGACGGGUCCGUGCUGCGGGCCCGUCUGCCCGGGAGGCCGACCGCGGACUGCUUGUUUACCGACCCGGCCCGCGAUGGGGUGAGCCUGCUUAAGAUAUGGAACAUGAACCGCCAUGGCGGGGUGUUGGGAGUUUAUAACUGUCAGGGUGCUGCUUGGAGUGUUGCUGAAAGGAAGAACACAUUUCACCCCACAGAUUCUGCUGCAAUUACUGGCUAUGUCAGGGGGCGUGACGUCCACCUCAUAGCGGAGGUUGUUGCUGGUGGGAACGGUGGUUGGAGUGGUGACUGCGCCCUCUAUGGCCAUCGCUCCGGUGAGGUUGUGAUUCUUCCUUACAAUGUGGCUAUGUCGGUGACCCUUGAGGUGCUUGAACACGAGGUGUUUGCUGUUUCGCCUGUGAAGGAUUUGGCUCCUGGAUACAGGUUUGCUCCCGUUGGACUUGUGAACAUGUUCAAUGCUGGUGGAGCUGUCGAGGGCCUCGCGUACGAGGCGGUGGAAGGGGGCAGCGAGGGUGGAUUGGUUGGUAGAGUUCGUUUGGAGAUCAAGGGGUGCGGCAAGUUUGGUGCUUAUUCAUCAGCUAGGCCAACAAGGUGUUUGUUGGGAACUGAUGCUGUGGAAUUUGAGUAUGACAGUGAUUCUGGGCUGCUGAGUUUCGUUAUAGAUCAUUUGCCACGCGAGGAAGAGAAGGUUCACCACGUUCAGAUUGAGCUAUGAGUUGUUCAUUGUCUUUGUAGUUAGGUCUAUUAGCUUCUAUAGUUCAUACGUAUUGAAUUAGAGAGAUGGGGGAUUAGUAUAGGAGAGGGUUUUAAGCAAUUUCUCCCCCUUUGAGAGUUUCCACAUUCUUUGUACUAGCUAUGUCUUAAUUUGAAUGAAGAUUAUUAUACCAUGGUUCUAUC